GGAGCCGCUGUGCGCGCGGAGCCCACCCCCGCCUCCCCCCGGGGCGCCGCGCCCUCGCCCCGCCCCCUCCCAGCUCGCACCCAGCAACCGCCACCGAGACAUGGCGAGUGCGGGGUCGCCGCGGCAGCAGCAGGGCGCAGAGGCGGGCGGCGGCUGGGAGGUCCCCGGGGCUCGGAGCGCGGCGGCUGGGAGGCUCCAGCAGCAGCCGCCGGUGCCAGCGGCCGGAGAUGAAGAGCCGGAGCAGGUGUCAGGCGGGGCCGCGUCCGCACUGCUCGGGGAGACCGGGCUGGCGCUGGGCGGCUGCAUCGCGGCUGCUCUGAGCUGGGAGAGGCCGCUCCGCAGCCUGGGCGGGUUCGUCUGCGCCAACCUGCUGUUCUGGUUCCUUGCACUGACCCCUUGGAGAGUAUAUCAGCUGACUUCUCUCAUAAUACUUGGGGUUGUAAUUAUGCAGAUAAUGAAGGAUAUGGUAUUGUCUCGGAUAAAAGGUGCACAGCUAUGGAGGAGCCUCACUGACAGCUGGGAAGUCAUCAAUUCCAAACCUGACUACAGGCCCAAAAUAAACCAAUGUAUUGUAGAUGCAUUGGUGAAUUUAUUUCUAUUUCUUCAGGAAAUGUCACACUUCAAAGAGAAAAACCCUGGCAAGUUUUGCCUUCUGGUCUGCAGUGUGUGUACAUUUUUCACUAUCUUGGGUAGUUACAUUCCUGGAAUUGUACUCUCCUACUUUCUAUUACUGUGUGCCUUUUUAUGUCCACUGUUCAAGUGCAAUGAAUUUGGGCAGAAGAUGUGCAACAAAAUCAAGUCAGUUCUGCUGAAACUGGAUUUUGGAAUUGGGGACUAUAUCAACCAAAAGAAGAGAGAGAGAUCUGGUAAGUAACUAAUAUGGAGGGGGAGGAAGGGAGAGGGCUGUUUUGUUUUUCCCACAUGGAGUCUCAAAUAUUAUAUAUCUAAAAUUAGGCAAAAAUCUGCUCAUAUUGUAAUCAUCACAGUUCAUCUUUUGAAACCAAGCAUGAGUAUACUUGUCAUAAUGGAAUUCUAAACUGAAGGAUGGGAGCAAAAUUCAAACAGUAUAUGUCAGACUGACCGGUUAGGAUGGGGUGAGGAGUUUUCUCCUCUCAUUAGAUUUGAUCUGCCCCAUCACUUCAUAUAUUUAGGAAAACUGCUAGUUUUAAAGUAUGAAACAUUAGUCUAGCCACCUUACUCAGAGUUAACAUGUACUUCCAAAUGCAUAUGUUCUAUUCACAUUAAAGCACCUAAUGUCUAGUGAUUAGAUUGAGGCUUCUGAAAUAAGGACUCCUAGAUUCUAACCCAGCUAAAUUAUGCUAGUGACUGUGCAACUUCAGGCAAUUUACAUAACCUCUCUGUGUCUCUGUUUACCGAUUGAGGUAUUAUGAGGCUUAAGCAUUUUGAGAUUCUUUGAACUAAACUAAAGAUACUGUAUAAGUGCAUGUUGUGUUUUAUUUUAUUAACAUGUUUAUUUUGGAAGGUGUGUGGGGGUCCCAAAGCAACUGCUGGGAAGGGAAUGAAAUAAUAUAUUCAACUAUUUUUGAACCAUGAAAUUGCACAAUAGUAUAAAAUCAAAAGACCAUACUUCUGACACUGAAAUAUUAGGAAGAUAAAUAAAAAAUGCCAUCUUCAUCCCAGACUUUCUCAGAUAAACUUUUAUUCUGGGUCAUCUUUAUAUGAGCAAAAUUAUUAUGUUGCUUAUUUGAUUGUUCACAUGAGGGAGUGUGGCAGGGCGCUGCUAGGAAAGCCCUUAAUCAGCUCCCGCCGCCCCAGCCCCAAUCAGGGGGAAUGGAUUGGGGCUGGGUAAAUAGCCAGUGCUUGCCUGGAAACUGCCCGCAUCUGCCAGCUUCAUUAGCAGGAGCUAAAAGGCUGGAAGUGGAAGAAGGGGGUGCGGAGACCAGGAGGGAAAGGUCAGGCUCACAGGGAGGAAGGAGCCUACCAGUCUGUUGCUGAUCAGGCGGGUGUGAGGCCAAGCUGUGUAAAUAGCCUGAAAAUAGUGGGAAACUGGUGGUGGGGAAAGGACACAAAAUAAAGAGCAUGGGUGUUACACCAGCUUGGAGCGUCACUGAGUCUUUAAAGAGUGGGGCCAAUGGGCCAAAUCCUAUGGGGCACGACGUGCACCCAGUUACAUGUGGGGGCUUGUCCAGGACUAGAAGCCACCGCCAGCGAGUGGAAACCUGAGCAUGGAGGGAACAGUGCAGUGGCUCAUGAAGCAACAAGAGGAGCUGCAGAAAACCCUGCAGGCCUUUCAGCAGUCCCACCAGGCCAAGAGACAGGUCUUACUUGCUUGGCAGGCCGAGCAACAAAAGACCUUCCAGGACUUCAUCAGGGAGCAGGCCAGUGUACAGCAGCAGCUCCUGCACCAGUUGGGGAGUCCCCCGGGAGGUGAUGGCAGCCACGCACCAGGGUUGGUGCUGUGUAAGAUGGGCCCCGCCGAUGUAUUGUGGGUGCUAUCAGAGAUAAGUAAAAAUUGCAUUUGAAGGGGCCCAGGAGUCUGUCAGCUUUUCUGCUAGGCUACAAUGCUGCUUUCAGUUAACUUCCUUCUUUAAAAAAAAUGGAUGGAGGAUGAGAUUGUUUCUGACAGAGGGGGAGAGAAGGGAGAAGGCAAAAUGUGUGUUCCUUGUAUGUUAAUUGGAGACACCUGUGACCCAACAAAAACUACCAGACCUACUUGGUCACUUUCAGUGCAAAUUUGAAGGUAGUUAGGAUGAAUGCAGGGGAAAGAAUGAAUGGGUACAAAGGUAGGGUUACCAUAUUUCCACAAUCAAAAAAGAGGACACGGAGGGGGGGGGUGUGCUCUAGCCCUGCCCCACCCCUAUCCACUCCCUCC
Chrysemys picta bellii (western painted turtle) is the source of this 2833-nucleotide messenger RNA. The record is from RefSeq and is a predicted model, not a curated record. NCBI's taxonomy places the organism in Eukaryota, Metazoa, Chordata, Testudines, Emydidae.